Molecule: messenger RNA, 549 nt
Organism: Haemonchus placei
Lineage: Eukaryota; Metazoa; Nematoda; Chromadorea; Rhabditida; Trichostrongylidae
Source: the annotation of a GenBank genome assembly
AUGGCCUGGGCUCAAAAUAAUGGCUUUGACGUUGACUCCCUCACCGUAAUCGAUCGGGAAACACUUGAUAAGGUGUAUGAUGCCUCCAACAACGAGAUGCAAUUCCUCGGUGGAGUUUCAAUAGCGGUGAAAAUUGAAGGCGGAUCUGAGUAUGAAGUUGCCUUCUACAUAUCGAAGGAGAAAGGCCAUGAGGUGCUAUUCGGAACAAACGCACUGGGAAGCUUAGGGGUUCAGAUCCACCUGCCUAGGGCACCAUUAGUCCCCAUACAAAGGUCAAGCCAUAGAGGGAAAGUCACCGUUGCAAGAAGGACCUACAUACUGCCAUACAGCUCGGCCGUGGUGCAAGCAUGUUGUGAAAUUAAUGAAGGUUCUGUUGAACGCAUUAUAUGGCCAAUUUCAAAUGGAAUGGCGGCAGGGGUGUUCAAAAUAGAAAAUUGUGAAUGUGCGAUUCCGGUAAUAAACGAAAAAAGCGAACCAAUGAUGUGGAGAGAAGGUGAUGAGAUCGGGCACUGGAGACUGAGAAGUGGAGAGAAGGAUGGGAUGAGCUGA